UGUCUCGGCACGAACGACCAGGCUGGAAGGGAGGACCCGAAGGGAUGGAAAGCACACAAAGCCACUUUCAAUCUUUGCGUUCAAACCCACAAUUCAUCCUACAAUGCUUCUGGGAUGCAAACUACCGUCCUCUCGGAAGGGUUGAACGCGAAGUGGACAAUUGAAAGUCACUUGACAGGUGACGAAUUCUGCACUGAGUUGCCCGAUACGACCGACAGAUUUUGUAUAUUCGGCCGUACUCUGACAACGAUAUCUGGGCAGCUGGCCAUUACUCUGGACAUCAAAGCCUACUGGGGUGGACUGGGUGAUCAUUACUACGUCUAUUCCAAUUGGGCGCCAAACCUGGGUUUCGAUGUUCUUGGUCCAGAUCCAGGCGUAUGUAACCAUGAUGCGGACCAUGGUAUCAAAGGUUACGAGCGCCGCAUGGAUAGCAUAGCUGCAAGUUUAUCUAAUACAUUCCGCACAGCCCAUAGCAGCAUUACUACGGCUGGCAUAGCUUAUAAAAAAGAGCCUGUCAUCCAAGUGACCUUCCUAUGGCUGAUCUUUCCAAUUGUACUACAUCUCCUAAUAUCUGGUUUCUUCAUCACGACAGUAUCUCAGACACGAGAUUUGCCCUACUGGAAAUCCUCCGCGCUUGCGCUAUUGUGGUGUGAAGAGACUGGAAAUAAUCGACUCUCGACACCAGAUCAAAUAAAGACGCGCGGGGAGCAAGCCAAAGUAGAAUUAUUAGAUGAAGGUAAUUCAUGGCGGCUGACAGAGACUUAGAAGGUGUUGAGGUUUAUCGAAUCGUCCACUUUCUUGCUUUCUUCUUCACAUCUACUCCUAAGUCUAACUAGCAGAUUCAGACACUAGAAUCUUCGUCUCAAUUGACAAAUUAAAUAUCUAAGCUUCCAUGCGAAGUCACAAGCUA
Molecule: messenger RNA, 910 nt
Organism: Boeremia exigua
Lineage: Eukaryota; Fungi; Ascomycota; Dothideomycetes; Pleosporales; Didymellaceae
Exons: 2
Coding region: 115-765 (216 amino acids)
Source: RefSeq, a predicted model, not a curated record